This is a messenger RNA of Aspergillus homomorphus CBS 101889, 666 nucleotides long. RefSeq lists its product as uncharacterized. The transcript is spliced from 2 exons. The record is from RefSeq and is a predicted model, not a curated record. NCBI's taxonomy places the organism in Eukaryota, Fungi, Ascomycota, Eurotiomycetes, Eurotiales, Aspergillaceae. The coding region runs from base 1 to 666 and encodes 221 amino acids.
AUGGCGCAUUUGCUGGCACGAGGAUGGAUUCUCGCCGCAUUGUUAGUACAAGCCCUCGCUUUGACUGUCGACAUUCAAACCACCGUCACUGCCAUCACUCCGAGUCCUCGCUCGUUCUUCAUCUGCGAUCGCUUCUUCUAUGGUUCCUCCCACUACUUCAGUCGCCAUUCAUUCCUCAUCUCCUGUGAGAACUCCAUCAGGGGUCGGAUCACUAGCUCCUUCGUCUUCUCCGGUGAGAAUGUCAUUAGCAGUGGGUUCUUCGACGCCUUCAUCUUCUCCAGUGAGAAUAUCGCCCUUGGCCACUUCUGCGACUCCUUCGUCGAGACCGGUUCGAAGUCAGCCAGCAACCUCGCAGCCACACUGGACGUAUAUCUCCAGACCCUUGCCUCAUCGCAGCUGCUCGUUGGGUGCAAGCUCAAGUGCUCCUAUUCCGUCCUCCAGGGCAUUUCACACCACACCGACAAUGCCUUCUCUCACUGCCACUGGUACCUCGACAGCCAGUUUAACUGGAGCCCCUCAGCGGGGCACCACAGCUGCAACAGGACCUUCGGGCCCUGCAUUCACCACAUCAACGGUCUUUACUACUCGCACGCCCACGAUUACUGCAUGUCCGACUACUGUCCCCAACUGCCCUGCCAGUGCCAAAACGACCUUUGUGACCACUGA